This is a messenger RNA of Carassius auratus (goldfish), 915 nucleotides long. RefSeq names its product THAP domain-containing protein 1-like. The coding region runs from base 71 to 670 and encodes 199 amino acids. Gene Ontology annotation, molecular function: RNA polymerase II cis-regulatory region sequence-specific DNA binding; DNA-binding transcription factor activity. Lineage: Eukaryota; Metazoa; Chordata; Actinopteri; Cypriniformes; Cyprinidae. The transcript is spliced from 6 exons. The record is from RefSeq and is a predicted model, not a curated record. Gene Ontology annotation, cellular component: nucleus. Gene Ontology annotation, biological process: regulation of transcription by RNA polymerase II.
CCUUAUUCAGCCCGCCGCCAUUUUGAUUCGAAAACGAGGCUGUGAGGGAUAGCAGUCAGCAGCGUUCACUAUGGCGUAUUGUUGUGUACCGGGAUGCCGGUCGUUUAGCCGUCAAAAUAAAGACAAUACGUCAUUUCACAAAUUUCCACAGGACAGAGAACUUCAGAAAAAGUGGAUUGUUAAAAUUCGACGGGACAUUGGACCUAAUUUUCAGAUUACAAAGAACACACGAGUGUGCUCGAAACAUUUCUCUCCGGAAUGUUUUUCAAGAACACUGACUGGAAUCAGGAAGCUAAAGGGAGGUUCAGUUCCCUCCGUGUUUACAUGGACUCAACAGCCAAACGAAAGGAAAACCUUACGAUCACAAGAAAAAUGGCAUUUAGAGGAAGAACAUGAGGAAGAUGAAAGUUCUACAAAGGAUGGACCAAGCAACGAAGAAUGUCAUGUCACAGAGAUGCCAAACACUGAUCAUGAUUAUUGUGUGGAGCCCAUGACUACAGAGGAGAAGCUUGUGGCUGCACAAGAGGAAAUUUCUCGUCUGUCUGCUGAAAAUGAAGCACUCAGAAGUAAUCAGUUUGGCAUUCAGAACUUUAUGGAUUGGGCCUUCUUGAACAAGACCUUGCUGUGCGUUUCAGUGUUUCACAAAGUACAGUCAGUAGAAUUUGUGUAACCUGGGCAAAUUAUUUGUACUUCAUGCUGGGGAGUCUGCCUAUAUGGCCAAGUAGAUCUGCAGUUGAUGAACUUAUGCCAGAGUAUUUUAAAGCUCUCUACCCCAAAACCAGAGUCAUCCUGGAUUGUACUGAAAUUCGAGUCCAAUCUGCCAGCUCUAAGGUACUGAACUCUGAGACUUACUCACACUACAAAGGCACGACUACACUCAAAUCUCUGGUUGGAAUUUCCCCGGAUGGGAGCAUG